AUGACGGUCUUCAUUGCGUCGUUGUUCCUCCCAUACACUAUUAGUUUCAAAGCAACGAGAACCAGACAGGAAAAACCAGAGAUCUCAUCUAGCCAUGCACAUGUCGAUGGUCCUGGAUCUAUUUUUGGUUACCCGUCGGAUAGUCAUCCUCAAAUUGCUUCCAUGGGCUCUCUCCCUUUGACACCUGGAGCCACGACAGCACACGAGACGAUAUUCAAAGGUUAUACCUGGAAAGUAUCAGAUGAGAUUCCAAUUGCCAAUGAUCGAAUGUUACAUGGCCCUAGCGAGCCACGUGCCAUUCCUUGGGGCCGUAGUCGGAGAUUUAACCAGCCGCGAUCCAGAGCAACUGGCCCGCCAACGCCGUCCAAUCUGAGCAGCCGAGGACGACAACAGAGCCAGAGAAGAACUUUGUCCCUGGAUGGAACACAGGAUUUAUACGGUAUGAAAAACUAUGGCAGUCCACGGGUCUCCCUCCCUGCCACUGAAUGGGUAGUCAAGGCCGCUGAGCAAGGCCACGGAGGUCUAUACAAUGCUAUCCAUGCUGCUGAAAAAUCAAGCUUGCUCGAUGAAAAGAUGUGGGUGGGAACUCUCGGCAUGCCCACCGAUACAUUGGCAGAUGCUACCAGGGCAGAAGUAGCUGCGGCACUCGAGGAUGGGUAUGACUCCUUGGCUGUAGUUGUGAGUGACAAUGAGUUUGAGGGCCAUUACACCCAUUACUGUCGUGCGGUACUUUGGCCAGCUCUCCAUUACCAGAUACAAGAUGGUCCUCGGCAUACUGAAUACGAUGGUUACUCUUGGGUUCAAUAUCUCAAGCUCAACCAGGCAUUCGCGGAAACAAUCAUUGAGCACUGGAAGCCAGGUGACAAGAUAUGGGUUCAUGACUAUCACCUAUUGAUUCUCCCUGGUAUUUUGAGAGAAAGGCUGCCCCAGGCUGAGAUUGGAUUCUUUUUGCACACUCCGUUUCCUUCCUCUGAAAUCUUCCGAUGUUUGGCUAAACGUGACCAGCUGUUAGAUGGACUUCUAGGCGCCGAUUUGGUUGGAUUUCAGACAGAGGAAUAUUGCAAUCACUUUCUUCAAUCCUGCAGUCGGCUGCGAAGAUUGGAGGUCUCCGCCACUCAAGUCUAUCUCAAUAGCCGUUUCGUCAGUGUUUUGUCUUAUCCAAUGGGAAUUGACACCAUGUCACUUCGGCUUUUACGCCAAUCCACUGAGGUGAAAGGUUGGAUACACAGUAUCAAUCUUAAUUAUCAUGGAAAACAUCUCAUCGUCGCACGAGACCGCUUAGAUGCACCUGGAGGGAUCAAACAAAAGCUUUUGGCAUAUGAACUUUUUCUGGAGACCCAUCCAGUGUGGAGAGAGCACGUUGUCUUAAUUCAAGUGAUGUCUUCUUCAUCCGAAACACCAGAGCUAGAGUCACAGGUGUCGAAAAUUGCACUGAGGAUAAAUGCAACAUAUGCGAAUAUCACCCACCAGCCCUUGGUGCUCCUACAACAAGACAUCUGUCACUCACAAUUCAUCGCGCUUCUCAGUGUUGCUGAUAUUUUUAUGGCCACCAAUCUGCGUGAAGGAAUGAACUUGACUAGCCAUGAUUUUAUUCAUUGUCAAGAUGGAGCUCUCACUUCCCACCAACAUGGCUCACUGAUUUUGAGUGAAUUUGUGGGUAGCGCCUCCGUCUUCUGCGGUCAUAAUCUUCUAGUCAAUCCAUGGGAUUAUAAGCAAUGUGCUGAUGCAAUCAGAACCGCACUCGAAAUGUCACCAAUGGACCAAAAGCGUAAUUGGGAUUUUCUGUUAGAUUGUCAAUCUCGCUACAAUGCUGUUGAAUGGCACAAGAGCCUGCAAUACUCCCUCACAAGAGCCUGCACUCUUCAAACAGUGCGUCGGCCAAACCGCAUCUCUCCUCUUUCAUUUCAUGAAUUGAGAAUUUCAUAUCUCGCCGCCAGAACUCGGAUCUUCUUUUUGAGCGAUGAUACGAUUUUUGGACCAGAUCUCGGUACAGAGGGAUUUGUCGUCUCAACAAAAGCAUUUGCAUCUCUAUACGCCCUCAUCGAAGACCGCAACAACAUCUUAUACAUACUCAGUAAUCGAAGCGUAGAACAGCUCCAAAAGUCCCUUCAAAAUAUUCCCGAGGAGCUUGGAUUCAUCGUCGAAAAUGGCUGUUUCCUAAAAGAACCUGACAUGGCAAUUUGGAUCCCAUUCGUACCCAGAAGCACCAUGAGAUGGCGUCCUGGUAUCCAAAAGAUGAUGGAAUAUUUCAACGAGCGAACCGAAGGCAGUACGAUCGAAGAGCGCCGCUGCUCCUUAACAUUCCAUUACAACGGCGCACAAGACCCCGAAGUAGCCGCUCGCCAGGCCUCGGAACUAGCAGAUCAGAUCAACGGUGCUCGUGGACGAGCGGAUUUCCACGUCGUCCGUGAGCCAACAUCUGUGAAGGUUGAGCCACCGCAUGCUUCCCUUGGAACUGGAAGAGCUGCCGGCUAUGUUCUGGACCAUCUCCCAAACGCUCGAUAUCCCGAGUUUAUAUUCGCAGUUGGGAGCUCGCGUAGCGACGAGGCACUGUUUCGAUGGGCGCAUGAACUGGCCGAUGCUCCAGUUGCGGCUCGUUUUGACUUGUGUCCAUUUGGGAAACGACUCGAGGUCAUUACCGUGACAACCGGCACGCAUGCUACCGAGGCGAGGGCUGUAUUGCCGCCUAAUUGUUCGCUUGUGGAUACUUUGGACGUACUGUCUGGUCUCGCGUUCAGAGAUAACAAUAAAUAG
This is a messenger RNA of Penicillium paradoxum, 2754 nucleotides long. RefSeq names its product trehalose-6-phosphate synthase. Gene Ontology annotation, molecular function: catalytic activity. The transcript is spliced from 3 exons. The coding region runs from base 1 to 2754 and encodes 917 amino acids. Gene Ontology annotation, cellular component: cytosol; alpha,alpha-trehalose-phosphate synthase complex (UDP-forming). Gene Ontology annotation, biological process: trehalose biosynthetic process. NCBI's taxonomy places the organism in Eukaryota, Fungi, Ascomycota, Eurotiomycetes, Eurotiales, Aspergillaceae. The record is from RefSeq and is a predicted model, not a curated record.